Messenger RNA from Echinops telfairi (small Madagascar hedgehog), 2355 nucleotides. Its product is annotated as zinc finger protein 343-like. Gene Ontology annotation, molecular function: DNA-binding transcription repressor activity, RNA polymerase II-specific; RNA polymerase II cis-regulatory region sequence-specific DNA binding. NCBI's taxonomy places the organism in Eukaryota, Metazoa, Chordata, Mammalia, Afrosoricida, Tenrecidae. The transcript is spliced from 5 exons. The coding region runs from base 370 to 2253 and encodes 627 amino acids. The record is from RefSeq and is a predicted model, not a curated record. Gene Ontology annotation, biological process: negative regulation of transcription by RNA polymerase II.
GGGACAGGCUGCUCAUCUAGUGCUGUGGUUCUUCUGGUGUCAGCAAGCAGAGAAUGCCACACGAGAGUGACGUCCAUCUAGCACCCAGUGCAGCAUGGGCCCCCCCUCUAGCUUCACAUGGAGUAGGGGUGUGGCAGAGGGUGUGUUGUCACUCAGCCACUGAGAGGUCCUGGGUACAUGAAAACAAGGAAGUGUCUACCUACGUGAGGCAUGACUUUGUCACCCCACAGGCAGCAGAGAUGCACCUGGAGAUGAAAUAACGUCCAGCUGGCCCUGAGCAGAAUUUCCAGGCCGCCUCUGCACUGGCUCGGGGGCCAUUGCGUGUUCUGGUCCUUCUGGAAGACCUUGGCUUGAAGGGACAGGGAAGAAAUGGACACCAAGAAGAAGCUCACAAAAGGUUUGUCUUCUAAUGAGACUGACUGGUGCCAAGAGAAAAAGCAGAAAGUACAAAUACUGGAGCCAAUUACGAUCCAGGAUGUCACUGUGCUUUUCUCGGAGGCAGAAUGGGAGACACUGAGCGCUGAGCAGAAGACCCUGUAUGGAGACGUGAUGCUGGAGAUUUAUAGGAAUCUACUAUCUUUGGAACCAAAGUCACAAAUCUAUUCCUGUUUCUCCUGCCUCCUGGAUUUUCCUUGUCAACAAUUCCUCUGGCAGCAUGUGCUUCAGAUCUUCCCGGACUUGUAUACAGAGACUCACUUCCAUCCAGGAGAGUCCAGCCCAGAGCAACCAGAGCAUCAGGAUUCUGAUCAGAACUGCACGAGUGAAAACACAGAAGGGCAGGAGAGAGAAGUCUCCAAACCCUUGUGUGGGAGCACAGGGGAGAGGGAGACCUCAUGGGCUUUAUUCAGCCCAGCCUGGGGUGGGUCAGCAAGCCGCAGGGAAGGCAACACAGUGAUGGCAGUGGAGGCCAACUCAGCCCCAAGUGAAAAAAAAUGUGGGGAAACAGACAAGGGUUUGAAGAGAUUAGAAACCUCAAGGUUUGGAGUAAUUACUUGUAGAGAGGAUGAACCAGACUGCAGUCUGAAAUUAGACUUUACAAACCAGAUGGCCCCUUCUCAGGAGAAGUCACAUUUAUAUAGUGAGUGCUACCAAGGCCUUACACAGGAAUCCUUUUUCCUUAAUCAACAGAGGACUCACUCAGCAGAGAAACCUUACAUGUGUGAGAUAUGUGGGCGAGGCUUUAGCCCAAAGUCGACUCUCAUUGCACACCAGAGGAUACAUUCGGGAGAGAAACCAUAUGUGUGUAAGGAGUGUGGGCGAGCCUUUAGCUGGAAGUCAGAUCUCAUCAAACACCAAAGGAUACAUUCGGGGGAGAAACCACAUGUGUGCAAUGUGUGUUGGCGAGCCUUUAGGCUAAAAUCAACUCUCAUCAUACACCGGAGGACACAUUCAGGGGAGAAGCCACAUCUGUGCAAGGAGUGUGGGCGUGCCUUUAGCCAACAGUCCCAUCUCAAAAAACAUCAGACAAUACACUCUGGGGAAAAACCACAUGUGUGUAAGGAAUGUGGGCGAGGUUUUAGAGACAAGUCAACUCUCAUCACACACCAGAGAACCCACACAGGUGAAAAACCUUAUAUAUGUCAGGAAUGUGGGCGAGGCUUUAGUGACAAGUCAAUUCUCAUCGCACAUCAGAGGACACAUUCAAGCGAGAAACCUUACAUGUGUAAGGAAUGUGGGGGAGGCUUUAGCAGAAAGGGACAUCUGAAUAAGCACCAGAGGAUACACUCAGGGGAGAGACCCCAUGUGUGUAAUGAGUGUGGGCGAGCCUUUCCCUGGAAGUCAGAUCUCAAUAAACACCAGAGGAUACACUCUGGGGAGAAGCCACAUGUGUGCAUGGAGUGUGGACGAGGCUUCAGCCGAAAGUCCACUCUCAUCAGACACCAGAGGACACACACUGGUGAGAGACCUUAUGUAUGUAAGGAAUGUGGGCGAGGCUUUGGCCAAAAGUCAACUCUCAUCACACACCAAAUGACACACUCAGGGGAGAAACCUUACAUGUGUGAAGAGUGUGGUUCAGGCUUUUCCUGCAAAGCAAAUGUCAUCACACACCAGAGGAUACACUCUGGGGAGAAGCCACAUGUGUGCAAUGAGUGUGGACGAGGCUUCAGCCGAAAGUCCACUCUCAUCAGACACCAGAGGACACACACUGGUGAGAGACCUUAUGUAUGUAAAGACUGUGGGCGAGGCUUUAGCCAAAAGUCACCUCUCAUCACACAUCAGAUGACACACUUGAGAGAAACCUUACAUGUGUAAGGAGUGUGUGUCAGGCUUUUCCUGCAAAUCCUUUUUUUACUUAGUCGUUGUAAUACAUAUAUCUUUCUGUAUUUCAGUCACAGAGUACAAUAUACAAUUGCU